CCUAGCAUCCCACAGUACCUCCUCUCUCCCUGCUCACAGGACCCACAGUUACCACUUUAGGCUCCUACGAGGUGUCUGAGGGUUGUGAGAGGAAGAAAGGUCAACGCUGGGGGUCCCUAGAACGACGGGGGAUGCAAGCUAUGGAGGGGGAAGUGUUACUCCCAGCUCUCUAUGAAGAGGAAGAGGAGGAAGAAGAGGAGGAAGAAGAAGUGGAGGAAGAGGAUGAUCAAGUGCAGAAAGGUGGCAGUGUGGGCUCCCUGUCAGUCAGCAAGCACCGAGGCCUGAGCCUCACGGAGACCGAGCUGGAGGAGCUGAGGGCUCAGGUGCUGCAGCUGGUGGCGGAGCUGGAGGAGACCCGGGAACUGGCAGGGCAGCAUGAGGACGACUCCUUGGAGCUGCAGGGGCUCCUGGAGGAUGAGCGGCUGGCCAGUGCCCAGCAGGCAGAGGUGUUCACCAAGCAGAUCCAGCAGCUCCAAGGUGAGCUGCGGUCUCUACGGGAGGAGAUUUCCCUGUUAGAGCGUGAAAAAGAAUGUGAACUUAAGGAAAUAGAACAGGAGUUGCAUCUGGCCCAGGCUGAGAUCCAGAAUCUGCGGCAAGCAGCAGUGGAUUCUGCGACUGAACAUGAGAGUGACAUAGCCUCCCUGCAGGAGGAUCUCUGCCGGAUGCAGAAUGAACUCGAGGACAUGGAGCGCAUCCGGGGAGAAUAUGAGAUUGAGAUCACCUCCCUCCGUGCAGAAAUAGAAAUGAAGAGAUCUGACCCAUCCAAUAGUUUAAGUCUCUCAGAUUUCUCUGAGAUGCAAGAAGAGUUGCAGCAACUGCGGGACCGCUACCACUUCCUGAGUGAGGAGUACCGAGCCUUGCAGGACAGCAACAGCAGCCUCACCGGGCAGCUUGCAGAUCUGGAGAGUGAGAGGACGCGAAGAGCAACAGAAAGGUGGCUGGAGUCCAAAACGGAACGGAGUACGAUGUCAACGGAGUCUCAGACUUCAGAAGCGGAUUUCCUAGAGCCUGAUCCUGAAACCCAGUCAUUGCGAAAGCAGCUGCUGGGAGCUGAGGAGCAAAUGCAUGACAUGCAGAACAAGUGUAAGAAAUUGUGUUGUGAGUUGGAAGAGCUACGGCAUCAUCGCCGGACGAGUGAGGAGGAACAGAGGCGGCUGCAGAGGGAGCUCAAGUGUGCACAGAAUGAGAUGCUUCGGUUUCAGACUUCCCACAAUGUCACCCAGAACGAGGAGCUGAGGAGCAGACUCUGUACCCUGCAGCAGAAGUACGAUACUAGCCAGGAUGAGCAGAAUGAGCUCCUGAAGGUGCAGCUACAACUUCAGGCUGAGCUCCGGCAGCUCAGAGUCACGAAACCCACAGUCAUAGAAAGCCAGAGUGAGAAGGAGUUACUGUGCCGGCUCCAGAAGCUGCAGCUGCAGUACCAGAACAUCAUGUGUGAGAAGGACAAGCUGCUGGACGUGCAGCAGCAGCUGCGGGAGAACCUGCAGUGCCACGAGGCAGAGGUGCAGCACCUCAAGGGCAUCGUGGCCUGCUUCCAAGAGAGCAGUGAGAAGAAUGCAGAGAUGCACGCCCAGCUGCAGGAGAUGAAGCGGCUGUGCCAGACCAGCACGGAUGCGCUGGAGCAGCAGAAGCACAUGUAUGAUCAGCUCGAGCAGGACUUCCUGCUCUGUCAGCAGGAGCUGACGCAGCUCAAGACCACCCAGCCCAUACCAGAGGACAAGGGAAAAUAUGCUAAUAAGUGUGAUGCACUGCUCUUCAGACUGACAGAAUUGCAGGAAAGGUACAAGGCCAGCCAGAAGGAGAUGGAGCAGCUGCAGAUGGAGCAGUGCGAGCUCCUGGAGGAGCAGAGGAGGAUGCAGGAGGAGCAGGGCCAGCUGCAAGAAGAGCUUCACAGACUCACGUUCCCGAUACCCAAGUCUGGUCUCUUCCACAAGAGUCAGGAGCUUCUUACAAAGUUGCAAGACCUGUGUGAACUACAGAUGCUCUACCAGGGCAUGCAGGAGGAGCAGAAAAAACUGAUACAGAAUCAAGAAUGUGUAUUAAAAGAACAAUUAGACCUGCACGGAGCACUGCAACAUUUUAAGGAGUCUGGUUUCCAGGAAGUGUUGGAGAAUCCCAAGGAUUCCAAAUCACCUAAGUCCUCAAAAUGUGGUCAUAACAAGUCCAAGAUGAUCAUUGCCCAGAUGCAGGCUCUGCAGGAGAUGUACGAGGCCAGUCAGAUCGAGCAAGAGCUGCUGCAGCAGGAGCAGGAGAGGCUUCUAGAGGAGCGGAAGAGGCUGCAGGCCGACUUGCAGCUCUGCUUGGAAGAAAUGCAGCUGUUCCAAGUCCAGUCCCCGUCAAUAAAAAUGAGCCUUGAGUCCUACAAGAAGAGUUACGGUAGCACGAGCACCAGCAGCGAGAACUGUUGCAAGAGUUAUGGUUGUAAUAUUGAUGAUGAGGAGAGCUAUCACAAGAGUUACAUGAGCAGCCAGGCCAGUAAGGAGAGCUUUCUCAGGAGCUACACCAGCAGCACCAGUACCGCCGACACCUAUGAGAAGAGCUACCGCAGCAGCAGCAGCAGCGUUACCUGUAAGAGGAGUUACGGCAUCAGCAGUAGCUCUGACACCUGUCACAAGAGUUACAUCAGCAGCAGCACCGACGACGAGGUUGCUGAGCCUGAAGAUAUGGAGCACUUUGAGGACAUGGUUGCCAAGGUGUUGGUCAAGCUGCAGGGAGUGCAGGCCAUGUACCAGUUCAGCCAGGAGGAGCACAACCUGCUGCAAGAGCAGAUGAAAAAGCUGCUGGACCAGCAGAAAGAGCUGAAGGAAGAACUGGAUGCCUGUGAGAAGGAAUUCGAGGAGUGCAUGGAAUGCCUCGAGAAGCCCGAGAAGCCCGCUGGCUCUCAAAAUGACAAGAACGAGAUCAGAGAACUGCAGGCCAAGCUGCGGGAGCUGCAGCUGCAGUACCAGGCUAGCAUGGACGAGCAGGGGAGGCUCCUGGCCGUGCAGGAGCAGCUGGAGGGGCAGCUGCAGUGCUGCCAGGAAGAGCUUCGCCAGCUCAAAGAAGGCAAGGGAAAGAAUGGCUAUAAGAACAUGAACAAGAAUGCCAAUGGGGUCAAAAAUAAAAAGGUGGCCAAGCCAAGCCUGGAGAGUUCUGAGGGCAACUUUGAGACCAGAAAGAGUCUGGAGGUGGUGCUGUACUACAAGGCCAGUCACAUGACUUUAGACGAUCUAACAAAAGAGGAACAGAAAGAGGAGAAGAAGGAGGAAAUCGAGGAGGAAAUGAAGGAGGAGUCCUGGGAUGAACUAGUUUCUGGAUCACCAGAUCCUAGCGAGGUUAAAUCCGAAGAAGAUCAGGAGGAGGUAACCAAAGAGUUCCGCAGCCAGGAGGGUAAGGAAGACGACGACCAAGAGGAGGAUGACGAUGAGACUUCAGAGGGAAGCAACUCCCUCAAACUUUCUGAGAGCAAAAAGGCCUGGUGGUCAUAUCGGCUUUGCUCUGGUGCUGGUGGGCUGAGACGUCGUCCUAACACAGAACAUGUUUGGGAUGUGGAAGCCUAUGGUGUUCUUGGCUCUUGCAGCUGUGGCUCUAUAUGUGUUACCCAACAUGCGACCGCAGGAGACAGAGUUCUGCCUCAUGGAGUGAUGGCAGACCUGGGCCAGCCGAGGGGGCAGAUCCCCAGUGGCCACUACACUCAGCUUUGGGCAGGACACACUGUGCCAGAGCCCCCACCCCACCCAUGUGUUCCAUGUGUCCCCAUCUCCUUAGCCUCAGCCACUCAGGCUGGAAAGGCUCAUGGGGAACUGCUGGCUCCCAUCUCCUGCCUUGUGUAAGAACCUGGGUUCCUUGUAAUUAAAUAUCAACUGAAUUACA
This is a messenger RNA of Vicugna pacos (alpaca), 3852 nucleotides long. The record is from RefSeq and is a predicted model, not a curated record. NCBI's taxonomy places the organism in Eukaryota, Metazoa, Chordata, Mammalia, Artiodactyla, Camelidae.